AUGCCUGAUGUUAUGGAUAGUUCUCAAUUCUCACCAAACUCUGCAUCUGCGGCAACGAUCACAAUGGCGCCUCCAGAAUCUCCAGAAUCACCUACUCUGGCAAUGCGCCGACUGCCAUUCACCGAUUCUCUGAAUGCACGUUCAAAAUCAAUUACCACCGCCGACCUCAACACCCAUGGGGUCCUAAAUCGACAUGCCACCAAGAACACGUCAUAUCAAGUCGGUAUUUCGGAAGACAAGGGCACCCGAAGAACGAUGGAAGACUCCCAUUCCUUUGUCGUCGAUUUUGACAACAUACGCGGACAGGGAUUUUUCGCAGUCUUCGACGGACACGCAGGGAAACACGCUGCUGAGUGGUGUGGAAAUAAUUUUCACGAGACUCUGCUGCAUUGUCUGAGAAACCCAUCGAAACCCAACUCUACAGUCCCAGAUAUCCUCAAUCAAUCAUUUCAAGAAGUCGAUGCACAUCUUUCACGAAUGGCGGAAGAAUCCGAGGGUAAGAUCCACUCAGGUUGCACCGUGGUCACUGCCCUCGUUCGAAUCGAGGAUGAAAACAAAAAACAAUCGUUCCUGGGAGUGGACUCGUCUCGUUGUUCUCCUGCUCCAGAAUCUCCUAAAUCAUGUCGGAGUCGUAAUGUCGCCGAUGGCGAAGACAACGCUUAUAAUACCCACGAUCGCGAUAAUGCCGAGACUCCCGAUGCGGGAUCGGGGGAUGACUUGGGCAAGAAUGGAAGUAAUGGAAAGAAGGAGAAGAAGUUGAGCGGCACCCGAAUCAAGAAUGCAUUCAAGAGCUUGGGCACGGGCAUUUCCUCGCCGAAGACCCCAAGGUCUGGUUCGCCGGCCAGUUUAUCACGUCGGGAAUCUGGAGAAAAUAUCGCAGUGAGGACACCACCACCCGACGCAAGAAAGGUGCUAUAUUGCGCCAAUGCUGGCGACGCGAGAGGAGUUCUCUGUCGUACCGGCAAGGCCGUUCGGUUGACUUACGAUCAUAAAGGGUCAGACAAACAAGAAGCUAAGCGGAUCACAGACGCUGGCGGAUUUGUCAUGAGUGGUAGGGUGAAUGGGGUGUUGGCGGUCACGAGAAGCUUGGGGGAUUCGUCGAUGAAAGAGUUCGUGGUCGGCGCUCCUUACACUACCGAAACGGAGUUGUGCGAUGAUGACGAGUUUUUAAUUUUGGCGUGUGACGGCCUUUGGGACGUCAUCAGUGACCAAGGCGCUGUUGACCUAAUACGCGACAUUGAAGAUGCACAGGCUGCCAGUCAGAAACUCUUGAAGUACGCCCUUUCGCAUCAUACCACUGACAAUGUUACCGUCAUUGUCGUGCGUUUCAAGAACCAAGGGGUUUCUGCUUAA
Molecule: messenger RNA, 1353 nt
Organism: Marasmius oreades (fairy-ring Marasmius)
Lineage: Eukaryota; Fungi; Basidiomycota; Agaricomycetes; Agaricales; Marasmiaceae
Exons: 6
Coding region: 1-1353 (450 amino acids)
Biological process (GO): protein dephosphorylation
Molecular function (GO): protein serine/threonine phosphatase activity; cation binding
Source: RefSeq, a predicted model, not a curated record